CACGCGGAAUUUCUGCUCAGCCAUGGCUCCCUGGUAGAUGCUCAAAGCGGCUGUUGUCAGAGCGAAUUAAAUCUGCACCAGCUCGCUGCUUUCCUCCUGACCUUGCCUGCCUCUGGUUGGGUUUUCAAUAUUUUAUUCAGGAUUCCUCCGCUGUCUCCCCAUGGCUACAUCAGAUGAACUAGACGGCUGUCUGCAACGAGGCAGAUCUCAAAGUGACCCGAACAUACUCACCGACCCGGGCAUCGAUUUGGCUCACAGCACAGUAGAUUUAGUCGACCAGCAGAGGGUGCUGAGGACAGGCUGCUUGGUGACCGGGGUACACACUCCACCCAUCCGACGUAACAGCAAGCUGGCUACCCUGGGGCGCAUCUUCAAGCCCUGGAAAUGGAGAAAAAAGAAAAACGAGAAGCUCAAGACGAGUUCCACAGAUGUAGCAUUAUCUAGCAGUCUUCUAUGCCACGACCCAAACUCCCCCACCCAGGGCUGCUGCUCAGAUGGUACAGUCCGGCUUGGAGGAUUCGGGGGAUCUUUGAACUCAAACCUCACAGUCAGCAGUGUGGAGUACCUCGGUCCUGAUGAAGAGCUGCCCCCACCUGCUGCCCCUCCCCAGGAGUGUGAUCAGGAGGAGGACAAUGUAUUGUUACUACAGGAUGAAGGAGGAGAGGAGUUGCACCUCCCCGGGGAUUUAUCCGAGGGGCUGCAGGACAUGGGGGAGCAGAUGGAGGAAAGACUAGAAGAGGAAAUCCCUACAGGAACUUCUCCACCACAAGUACCUCCAAAACAUUUUGCCCAGCUGAGUACUGGAGAUGAUUCAGGCCCUGUGUCGCUCCCCACUCACCUGCCAAACUCCUACCUCCCUAAGGAGCCUCUAUCCAGGGCUACAGAGAGCAUGAUUUCAAUGACCCUUCCACUACGAGGGCCCCUCGGCAACUCCUCAGGGUCCCCACAUCUAGGCAACAUGAUGCACCCUCCAAUGCCCCCUAGCUGUAUUAUGGAGGAACUGCAGAGAGCCUUUGCUUCUAAGAAUAGACAGGAGAGUGUACAUGAAGGAUGUGAGCAGAGCUCACCUCCCCGGCUGUGGUGCUCUGAUGGUCGGCUCUCCCGCUCCUGCAGCUCAGAAAACCAGCACACAUCAUCCUUGAUGGGAAGCUGUGUGAUAGGUGGGUCUGACUGGCCCAAAAAGGAGGCGGAGGAGAACAAGGAGAACGUGCGGCAGGACCAUUGCUUCUCCAACACCUCAGGCCUCCCCAAUGACUUGGAAGGCUGGAAUGAUUCCGUUAUAUCUGGCACACUUCCUCGCAGGCUAAGGAAGGAGUUGCUUGCUGUCAAACUACGAAACAGGCCCAGCAAACAGGAGCUGGAGGACAGGAACAUCUUCCCAGUAAGAAGCGACCAGGAGCGCCAAGAAAUCCGCCAGCAGAUUGAAAUGAAACUUGCAAAGAGGCUGAGCCAGAGACCGAAUGUGGAGGAGCUGGAGAGUCGGAACAUCCUGAAACAGAGGAACGACCAGACAGAGCAAGAGGAAAGGAGGGAGAUCAAACAGAGACUAAAUAGAAAGCUCAACCAGCGGCCCACGGUAGACGAACUUCGAGACAGGAAGAUUCUGAUCCGUUUCAGUGACUAUGUGGAGGUGGCCAAAGCUCAGGACUAUGACAGGAGAGCAGACAAGCCCUGGACUCGGCUCUCGGCAGCAGACAAGGCUGCCAUCCGAAAAGAGCUGAACGAGUUUAAAAGCACGGAGAUGGAAGUGCAUGCCUCCAGCAAACACCUAACGAGGUUCCACCGGCCGUGAAAGCAGGGACUUUCUUCUGUGAAGAAAUGCUGAGCUUGGGAAAUUUUCUGGAGCUGCUCGAAGCUGCUCAGCCGGGACGGUUUAAAGAGCCUGGAGCCUCCUGGUCUUCAGCGUGUCCUUAACAUUCUUCCAGCACCCUGGACUGUGGUAUCAUAUCAUAUGAGAGGAUGGGUGUGGGAGAGAGGAUGAUUUGCGGCAGUGUGUCCUGGAGACUACUGAACGUCGCCUUAUGAAAGCUGGCUGGUGGAAAAGGAACAUUGGAGGAGCCCCCCCGACUCUCAGGAUGAGAGCGGAGGAAAAAAACUAUCUUUUCAUUCAGUCAGUGUUUUUUUUUUUUUUUUUUUUUUGUACUAUUUCAUGGACUUCUUUGACAAGGCAGUGUGAAUCCGUGUAGUGGGAGGAAGUUGUGCAUGUGACCAGCUUCACCUUUUCUUAACUGAUGAAUAAUGUGUCACUUGGACUGUGUAAAGACUGUGCAGUCUGCGGGAGAGGGUACUGGGGAUGAAUUUGAUAUAAACUGUACAUACAGUAUGUCAAUCUGAAUGAGACCAUCAAUGUCUUCACUGAAAAGAGAAAUACCUUUGUAAGCACUUGUCUUCAAAAUACAAGGUCUUUUUUUAAGAA
Molecule: messenger RNA, 2416 nt
Organism: Notolabrus celidotus (New Zealand spotty)
Lineage: Eukaryota; Metazoa; Chordata; Actinopteri; Labriformes; Labridae
Gene: phactr3a
Product: phosphatase and actin regulator 3a
Exons: 12
Coding region: 161-1792 (543 amino acids)
Biological process (GO): actin cytoskeleton organization
Molecular function (GO): actin binding
Source: RefSeq, a predicted model, not a curated record